AUGGCAGAAUGGCUUGGCUUUGGGGACCGAGGGGGUGCCAUAUUCAUGAGGGGCGACACAGAGGAUGUCAAGAACGGUGAAAGGCCUGAGCUUCACCUCACCUGCAAACUGCAAGUUAGGGCCAGGUGUAAUGGUGCUCAUCUCUGUGAGUUUGAGGCCAACGUGGUCUAUGUAGAGAGUUCCAAUCAUGCUAAGCCAUCAAUAGACCAGUUUAAACAAGAUUCAACACCAGCCCCUGUACUCAUCUGUUCGACUGUCUCCAAACUCUUGGGGUGGCUGAUGACACCCAGUCACAGCUGUGUGACCUUGGGUUACCACCUGGGCUCCAGGGUCUCAGUUUCCUCUUUGUAUCAGGAGCUUGUUCACUCUGUGGCUGAACUACAACGGAGCCUGCAUCAUGCUGAGCCCAGAGCCCUCAGUUUCCUCAUUUGUACGUUCCUGGCCGUGCUGCUGGCCGCGGGCAUGCUGGCGUUCCUCGGUGCCGUCAUCUGCAUCAUCGCCAGCGUGCCCCUGGCGGCCAGCCCCGCUCGCGCGCUGCCCGGCGGCACCGACAACGCCUCGGCCGCCGGCGCCCCGGGCCCGCAUCGUAGCCUGAGCGCCCUGCACGGCGCUGGCGGCUCGGCCGGGCCCUCGGCGUUGCCCGGGGAGCCUGCUGCCAGCGUCUUCCCGCCGCCGCCCGGGCCGCUGCUCAGCCGCUUCCUCUGCACGCCGUUAGCCGCUGCCUGCCCGUCGGGGGCCGAACAGGGAGACGCGGCGGGCGAGCGCGCGGAGCUGCUGCUACUGCAGAGCACGGCGGAGCAGCUGCGCCAGACGGCGCUGCAGCAGGAGGCGCGCAUCCGCGCAGACCGGGACACCAUCCGCGAGCUCACCGGCAAGCUGGGCCGCUGCGAGAGCGGCCUGCCGCGCGGCCUCCAGGACUCCGGGCCGCGCCGCGACACCAUGGCCGACGGCACUUGGGACUCACCAGCACUGCUCCUGGAGCUGGAGGACGCGGUGCGCGCGCUGCGGGACCGCAUCGAGCGCAUCGAGCAGGAGCUCCCAGCCCGUGGGAACCUCUCCUCGGCACCGGCCCCAGCCGUGCCCACCUCCCUGCACUCCAAGAUGGACGAGCUAGAAGGGCAGCUGCUGGCAAAGGUGCUGGCGCUGGAGAAGGAACGUGCUGCCCUCAGUCACGGCAGCCACCAGCAGCGACAGGAGGUGGAGAAGGAGCUGGAUGCCCUGCAGGGCCGCGUGGCAGAGCUGGAGCAUGGGUCCUCGGCCUACAGUCCCCCAGAUGCCUUCAAGGUCAGCAUUCCCAUCCGCAACAACUACAUGUAUGCCCGCAUUCGCAAGGCGCUCCCGGAACUCUACGCCUUCACUGCCUGCAUGUGGCUACGCUCCCGGUCGGGUGGCACCGGCCAGGGCACCCCUUUCUCCUACUCGGUGCCUGGGCAAGCCAAUGAGAUCGUGCUGCUAGAGGCCGGCUCUGAGCCAAUGGAACUGCUGAUCAACGACAAGGUGGCCCAGCUGCCUCUGAGCCUGAAGGACAGCAAUUGGCACCAUAUCUGCAUUGCCUGGACUACCAGGGAUGGCCUGUGGUCUGCAUACCAGGAUGGUGAACUGCGGGGCUCUGGUGAGAACCUGGCAGCCUGGCACCCCAUCAAGCCACAUGGCAUCCUUAUCCUGGGCCAAGAACAGGAUACCCUGGGAGGCCGAUUUGAUGCCACCCAGGCCUUCGUUGGUGACAUCACACAGUUCAACCUGUGGGACCAUGCCCUGACACCUGUCCAGGUCCUAGGCAUGGCCAACUGCACUGGACCACUGAUGGGCAAUGUCCUCCCCUGGGAGGAUAAGCUGGUGGAGGCCUUUGGAGGUGCGAAGAAGGCCUCCUUUGAUGUCUGCAAGGGGAGGGCCAAGGCAUGAGGGGCCGCCUUGCUCAGGGUCCCUCCCUUGCCUGUUACUUUGGGGACCUCCUCAGCCUGUCCAUGUGCUGGC
Arvicola amphibius (Eurasian water vole) is the source of this 1974-nucleotide messenger RNA. It is a transcript of the gene Nptxr, whose product is annotated as neuronal pentraxin receptor. The transcript has 9 exons. Lineage: Eukaryota; Metazoa; Chordata; Mammalia; Rodentia; Cricetidae. The record is from RefSeq and is a predicted model, not a curated record. The coding region runs from base 1 to 1902 and encodes 633 amino acids.